This is a messenger RNA of Aspergillus pseudoviridinutans, 345 nucleotides long. RefSeq lists its product as uncharacterized. The transcript has a single exon. Lineage: Eukaryota; Fungi; Ascomycota; Eurotiomycetes; Eurotiales; Aspergillaceae. The record is from RefSeq and is a predicted model, not a curated record. Bases 1 to 345 code for a protein of 114 amino acids.
AUGAGUAGCUACCAGUGGGUAGUUCGGCCAAAUCAACCCAGGCGUGUGAGGACACCAUUCCUUGUGACGCAGUGCAAGCGCACUGCAAGAGAGAAUGACAAGGCCACCUGGGCGGAGGGCUUUGAUCAUCUGGAACGAUAUAUGAAACACAUGGUGGCACAGCACCCGUGGCGCCAUCCGCAAUACGGCAUUAUUGCCGUCGGCAGAUAUGUCGAAUUCUACAAGUGGGACGCGGCCGAAUCUGUCCCGGUGCUCUACGCCGGCAGGUAUGACAUAUUGGGCUAUUCUGCCACCAUUCAUGAGCGCCUCAUGGACAUCAGGGAGGAGCGCCUCGCUGGGCGGUAG